Molecule: messenger RNA, 990 nt
Organism: Uncinocarpus reesii 1704
Lineage: Eukaryota; Fungi; Ascomycota; Eurotiomycetes; Onygenales; Onygenaceae
Exons: 3
Coding region: 1-990 (329 amino acids)
Cellular component (GO): fungal-type vacuole membrane
Source: RefSeq, a predicted model, not a curated record
AUGUCCGAUAAUCUGGAUAAGAGCCACCACGAUGCGGUCGAGACCGCCGCACCUCCCACUAAGAAGCGUGGUUGCGCUGCACACUGCAAGCGGUUCUGGUGGGCCUAUGUCAUCGGCUUCAUCGUCGUCCUGCUUGUCGUUAUUCUGCCUGUAAUCUACGUUGGAUACCCUAACAUCGCCCAGCGAGAUGUCAACCGAUCAACCCUCGAAAUCACGGAGAUGGAAAUCACAGACCCAUCUCCAGACUCAUUCCACAUCAGACUGACCCAGGUCAUUGGCUCCAAGAGCAAAUACCACCCAAAUCUUGACGCAUUCAACGCGGAUGUUUCCCUCCCCAACAGCGACGAGCCAUUCCUCAAACUCAACGUUCCAGCCGUCAAGGCCGUUGACGGUGCGGUUGCUAAGAUCGACCAGGAUGUGGACUUGCCCAAUGGCGAUGCUUUCGCCGCAUACUCGCUUGCCGUCAUGAAGCAGGAAGAGGUCUCGAUGAUCGUUUUCGGUGAAACCGGGUUGAAGGAAGGAUCUCUACCCAAGACCACUGUAACCUACAACAAGACCGUGACUAUGAAGGGUCUUAAUGGCCUUAAGGGCUUUAACGUGACGGAGUUUGAGAUCACACCCCGAGACGACGACGGAAACAACAUGCGCGGAAACGUGUUCAUUCCCAACCCCAGCGUGAUGACUCUGACUAUGGGCAAUCUCACCCUCAGCCUCUCUGUCGAUGGGAAAGACAUUGGCAAAUCCUUCAUGAACAACGUCGUCAUCCGCCCCGGCGACAACAACAUUGAAAUGAAAUCCAAGGUCGACCAAGCGCAAGUCCUCGGCCUAAUCGCUGGCAGAAACGCGCGCUACCGAAACGGCAUUGUCCCUAUUGACAUCGUCGGUGACUCGGCGGUUUAUAACGGUGAAGAUCUCCCCUACUAUUCCAAGGCCUUGGCCUCGAACAAGUUACAUGUGGAGUUGAACGUUGGAGCUGCACUGGGAUCCUAA